Molecule: messenger RNA, 923 nt
Organism: Ceratitis capitata (Mediterranean fruit fly)
Lineage: Eukaryota; Metazoa; Arthropoda; Insecta; Diptera; Tephritidae
Product: lectizyme
Exons: 1
Coding region: 22-873 (283 amino acids)
Biological process (GO): proteolysis
Molecular function (GO): serine-type endopeptidase activity
Source: RefSeq, a predicted model, not a curated record
CUAAUACUGACGACCAACAGAAUGAAAUUCUUUUUGCUUUGUUUCGUACUUAUCGGCACGGCGCUUGCAACGCCAGAAACCUCACUUUAUGAACGCUUGGCAACGGUUUUGGCGAAAAAUCUUCAACCAGAGACACGCAUCGUUGGCGGCACACCAGCCGCCAAAUCGCAGGUGACACCUUAUUUGGUUUCGUUGAGUGCUUCAUCUCUAGCCUAUGCACACGUCUGUGCAGGUGCCAUAAUCGGUAAGGAAUGGGUACUAACAGCGGCCCAUUGUUUGAGUGAAUUGCAGAAAUCUGCUGUUAGUGUUAUUGGUCUACCUAUCUACGCCGGCUUACAGGAUCGUUCAAAUGUUGAGAAUGCACAAGUGCGUAAUAUUGAUUUCGCCUUCGCACACAAACAAUUCAAUGUCAGCGAUGUGAGUUCGCCCGACAUUGCGCUUUUGCAUGUCGCGCAAGGUUUCGACUUCAGCGCUAGUGUCAACUCGGCUAUUUUGCCAUAUGCGCAGGAGAGCUAUGCCAACCAAACUGCACUGACUUAUGGCUGGGGUUUGACUAGCGCAGGGGCUGAACAGUUUGUACAGGAAUUACAAGUAGCCAAUUCAACGAUACUGUCUGUGGAACAAUGCAGCGAAGUGUUGCCCGAGGAUGCGCCACUUGGUGCGAAUAAAAUUUGUGCAGCUACCUCUGCUUGCUUCGGCGAUGGUGGUAGUCCUUUGGUGUAUGAAACUAGUGGAGGAUCUGAAUUGGUCGGCAUUACCUCGUGGAGUUACUUGCCUUGCGGCACUGAAGGACGUCCAGCGGUGUAUACCGAGGUUUCUCGUUUUGUUAAGUGGAUCGCGGAGGUGCAAUGGGCUUAUUAUGUGUUGAAUUGAGGAAAAAAGUUAAAUAUUCAUAUAAAGAUUCCACAUUAAAGAAAUAUAUG